AGGCGGUCUGCGUGGUUCUGCUCCUCUUGAUUCUGGGCCUUCUCUGCUCCUGCCUCUGGCGGCACGCUUCCCAAACUUGCCACAAGGCUCCGAAAAGCCCCCAGCAGCGGCGGACGCCGGAGCGGCGGACGCCGGAGCGCGAGCCGGGCGAGCCGGGCGAGCCGGAGCCGGAGCGCCAAGAGAGGUUCGAUGCGGUGCCUUCCGGGCUCUCCAAGUCCGAGGCGUCCACGCCAGGUUGCUUGGGAGCCGAGGAGUCCCAGGCCCAGGCCCAGGCCCAGGCCCAGUUGGCGGAGUCCGAGCGGGAGCUGCCGAAAAUGGCGAGCCGCUACUCCAUCAAGUCCGCCUUCUCACGCUGGACACGAGCAAAGGCCAAGGUGCGCGUGGUCUGGAAGCUGAACCUGUUGCAAGUUCAGAAUUGGCUCAACGGCAAAGGUGAAGCUCCGCAGCUUGAGAAAGAGGAGCUCCAAGUCGCGGCGGCUGCCGGGCAGGACUUAGAAGCCGGAGAUGCUGACGAGGACUUGCAAAGCGGAGAUGCCGACGGAGAACAGGUUCCGCAAGAACGAGGGUCGCUGGACGAUCCCAUGCCGCCGAGAGCCUCCGCAGCUGUCGGCUUCCUCGCUCCCCAAGGGAGGCCCGAGGCUCUGCCCGAGGCUUUGCCGGCCUACGCCGACGGAGACCGCGUGGAAUACUUCUCCCCCACCUGUGGGCUGUGGCUCCUUGGUGAGGUGACGGUGAAGUCAGAUGCGAAGAGGUCUGCGGCCGAGCUUGCCACAUGCCUGUGA
This is a messenger RNA of Symbiodinium necroappetens, 782 nucleotides long. NCBI's taxonomy places the organism in Eukaryota, Dinophyceae, Suessiales, Symbiodiniaceae. The record is from the annotation of a GenBank genome assembly.